AUGAUAUUGGAUCAACUGCUAGCAGGUAUUUCAACUUCAAAGGAGGAAAUGGUUUUAAGGGCAUCAGUGUCCAUACUAACCAGUCUUGUUGCAGCAAAUAAGUCAGCUAUAGAAGACAUCAAGAAGAAAGGUCUACAGCUGUCUGAUUUGGCAAGUGCUCUAAAAAGAGAUGUGCAUGAGGCAGCAAUACUGUUUUACUUGACGAAUCCAUCUCCUGCAGAAAUUAAGAGUUUAGAAAUUUUACCAAUAUUGGCGGGGGUCAUGUGCAAUUCAAACAUUUACAAGGGUAGGUCAGAAUCUCUGCCAACACCUCUGACAGCAUCCCUGAUGAUUAUUGAAGUUUUAGUAACUGCAUUUGACCAUUGCACAAAUAUCAUGCACUUGGCUGAAAUCAGUUCUCCAAAAGUUCUUCACGGGCUCAGCAGAAAGUGGGCAGAAUUUCAGCACGAAGCAGAAUUACCAGCCUCCUCACGGCCAAUGACAUUAUCUUAUGUGGCACCGAGAUGGGUCUGA
Messenger RNA from Prunus armeniaca (apricot), 513 nucleotides. Lineage: Eukaryota; Viridiplantae; Streptophyta; Magnoliopsida; Rosales; Rosaceae. The record is from the annotation of a GenBank genome assembly.